GACAAAACCGACGAAUACAAUUAUGGAUUUGAUGUAACAUUUCCUGAAUUCAUAAAAUAUAUUCUUUACCUGCAUGAAUCCGGAUUAGGUAUAAAUAAACAUUUCCGGCCAAUGCUUAGCUUAUGUGAUCCAUGCUCAAUAUACUUUCAGUAUUUUAUAAAAUUAGAAACACUCUCCGAUGAUGCUCGUUUCCUUAUAACUAAAUGGAGAAAUGACUUUGAUGAUGUAAACCUACGCUUUGAGGAUUUCGAAAAAGAAACAGUCAUUGACACUGCUAGAGUGCAUGUAAAUUUUCUCUUCAGUACAAAGAAAGUUCUGGAUGAAAUCAAGUUUCCAUUUAUUAAACUUAUGCUAAGGACAUGGAGAGAUUUGCAGAUACGAGGUUAUCUUUCUAAACAUAUUCCAUUUCCAUUUAAAGAAACUGAUGCUAAAACAGUAACAAAAAAUAAAUACAUUGAAGCUAUUAAGAUUGCACUAAAAAUUCCAGUCAACAGCAAAGAAGUAAAACUUCAAAGGGAAGAGGCCCUGAUUCAGGCGUACAGACAGGUAUCAAUAAAGGAUAUGGAAAGAUUAAGGCAGUUUGUUCUAGAAGACUGUUUAUUGUUUGGAUACGAUGACCGACCUGCUGAAUUGUUUGAUAGAUCUAAAAGUGUGUCAAGAGAUUUUGUUUAUUUAGAUGGACUAACAAAGAAAUAAAUGAUAAGACUUUCUACAUUCAUAUCCUCCUUUUUAAUCUCUUUUUUUCUGUUUUUAAACGGUAAAUAACUUCAAUUAUUUUGCAAGAUUUUAAGCUUGAAACAAAACGGAACACAAUUUUAGUCAAAUUAAAAUGCAAAAAUUCUUUACUUAUGUUUCUAGACUUCUAGACUGUAAAGCUGCUACAAGAGAAGCUUAUUGAAUUGUAUGAAGUUUGAUGUUGAUUUAUGUUUGUAAAUAUUCACUUACUAAAAUAAAGUUAUUUCUGACAUAGGGAUAAAUCAUUAAAAGAAUGAUUUAGAAUUUAAAGCGAUUAUUUUAACGUGAAAAUACUAGUCACAUACCCAAAAUGUUUUUGUUAUCUGAUUUCGUUACUAGUAGUUUGAGAUCUUAAUAUCUUUCAAAUUAGAAUACUGCUAUAUUAUAUGAUAUGCCUGUGCUGAACUUCCAAUUUUAUACUUAUUCUGCUUCUUUUACAUUUGUUUAUUUAUAGCAGGUAUUUGGUAUAUAUUUGGUAAAAUAAUCUCAUCAACUUUGAACUAUGCUCCAUAGGUAAGCGGUAAAUAUGAUUGUUGUUAAUUAGAA
Molecule: messenger RNA, 1281 nt
Organism: Ruditapes philippinarum (Manila clam)
Lineage: Eukaryota; Metazoa; Mollusca; Bivalvia; Venerida; Veneridae
Exons: 1
Coding region: 112-696 (194 amino acids)
Source: RefSeq, a predicted model, not a curated record